GCGUCGGUAUAAGAGGUCACGUGACGGCUCAGCUGAUCGCUGUGCCCGAGGAGGAAGCAGCAGUGGCAGCGGGCGGCGUGAGGAGCUCAGAGACUCGCUUGAAAGCCAUCGCUGUGGGCUAAAGGCGUUACUGUGGGCUAAAGGCGUUACUUUCAGAUGAUGGCUGCCAUGCUGACGACGACGACGAUGAUAUUGCCGCUGCUGCUGUGCGCGCUCUCCGCGUGUGCUCUGCCGGCCGGAACCGCUGCCCUGCCCCUCCCUGGCUCCUCUGUUCAGCUGCAGGUGCGCUACUUCGACCAAAUCCUCGACCACUUCAACUUCAACUCCCAAGGGGACAAGACCUACAAGCAACGCUACCUCGUGUCAGACCAGUACUGGGAGAAGGGCGUCGGACCGAUUUUCUUCUACACGGGCAAUGAGGGAGACAUUUGGGCGUUCGCCAAUAACACGGGCUUCAUGAUCGAGCUGGCGCAGGAGUUUAAAGCCCUCAUCGUGUUCGCGGAGCAUCGGUACUAUGGCGAGAGCCUCCCUUUCGGGAAGGAUUCCUUCCGACUGGACACCAUCGGCCUGCUGACCAUCGAGCAGGCGCUGGCGGACUUCGCCGUGCUGCUCGACAGCAUCAAGCAGAACUUCGGGGCCCAGAAGUCCAAGGUGGUGUCGUUCGGAGGAAGCUAUGGAGGAAUGCUGAGCGCCUACUUCCGCAUGCACUACCCCCAUCUGGUGGACGCUGCCCUGGCCGCCAGUGCCCCCAUCCCCUUCGUGUCUGGACAGGGAGACCCCCUGCAAUUCUUCCGGGAUGUCACGGCUGACUUUGAGAAGUACAAUCCUAAGUGCCCGGACAUAGUGAGGGCUGGUUUCAUUGAACUCAAGAAACUUGCCGACAAACAAGAGUGGGCUCAGAUAGCGCAGCGGAUGCGCCUGUGCCAGGCUCCCAGCUCUGCUGCGGACGUGCGGCACAUGUACGGCUGGGCGCGGAAUACCUUCACCUACCUGGCCAUGCUGGACUACCCCUACGCAGCCUCCUUCAUGGGCUCGCUGCCUGCUAACCCGGUCAACGUGGCCUGUGACCUGCUGCUCAACAGCAAAGAUCCUCUGGAUGGACUGAUGCAAGCUGUCGCUCUCUUCUACAACACUAGUGGAACGGCCAAGUGUCUCGAUCCAGCAGCGGAGUUCAUCGAGUGCGCAGACCCCACUGGGUGUGGAUUAGGCCCCGACAGCCUGGCCUGGGACUACCAGGCGUGCACGGAGAUCAACCUGCUGUGCUCCACCAACAACGUGAGCGACAUGUUCCCCGCCCUGCCCUACACGGCAGCCGCGCGGCGCGAAUACUGCGCCAAGCGCUGGGGCGUGGUGCCACGCGAGACCUGGCUCGCCACGCAGUACUGGGGCAAGGACGUGAACUCCUCAAGCAACAUCAUCUUCUCCAACGGAAACUUGGAUCCGUGGGGAAACGGAGGGUUCCAGCACGACGUGGGCGGUAACGUCGCUGUGAAGGUCAUAGGAGGCGCCCACCACCUGGACCUAAGGUACUCGAACCCAGCUGACCCGGAGUCUGUUGUCACUGCCCGCAAGCUGGAGUCCGCUCUGCUGCACACCUGGCUAGCUGUUUAAACCGCGAGAGUCGCUGCCACAGACACACACGCUCGUGCUCAGCCUGCCAGCCACGAGGCAAUAUUCCACGGGUCUCCUUGCUCGGACAGUUUAUCAACAGGUUGGCCAAAUUACAAGUUUACACAGUGGCACUGCUCGCUUCAUUAUCCACCCUGCCGGGAUAAUAAUUAGCAUGAUUCCCUCCACAACUGGGUAUCUGAACCCCGUGGCCUUUUCCGACUGAGAAUCCAAGUGCUGUGGUAGCCACAAUCGAACCAGUGUCCGCAAAUAAUCUUUCCCCCACACCUCCGAUUAGCACGGUUGGCUAUUCGAAAGAAGUUCAACACACGCACACAGAAGAGUCUCAAUCUGUGGAGCACCUCCGUUUUACAUUAUUCACGAUUCCCCACAGAUAAGUGGGGUCAAUUUACCACUAGGCUCGGUGUAGCUUAAUGUCGUCUUCCUAUUUGCCUGCACAAAUCGUGGACGAGCGGCUUGAAGAUCCACAGCCAAACAUGGGAAGAGUCACGGAUUGGCCACAUCCGGAAGUUCUCGGGGAGCUGCAGGCGAGAGGAGUUUCCCUGUUGGUUCACAGGCACAUAAAAAAUAAACUUGACAGCAAACAUCCAGGAUGCCGAGUUGUUAUCAAGUGUCGCUGGAAUAAGCAGAUAUGGUCUGGUGGAUUCCCAUAUUCACCACCAGGUAACAAAUCCCAGGUCCGUGGUCAAUCCUUUCACUCCACCACCACUCUCCGUGGUUGAUCAAAUAAUAGCCACUUGUGAGCAAGUUCUGUGGAGAGACCGGUGCCCUUAAUGGGAAUGUGGAACCGCCAUCGGUAGUACAGGGUCACCAGAGAUGAGCAUCACCAAUUGGAUCCGCGUAUCAAAUCCUGCUCGAUGCAUCAGCCUCAAUGGGCAUGGCAUUAAUUCCACCUGGAGUCUUAAACGGGCUGAAUUGAAGAAAUUAACUUGGAUUUAUUAACAUUUGUAUCAAAAGUAUUCAUUAAUUUUGAUUAUUACAAACACAAUAGGGAAAAGAUCGUGUUAGAUAUGCCACUAUUUUAUUCAGCUUGGGGUGGUACAGUGGCUUGGAGCACUCCACUCCCAACCUGAAGGUGUUUAACUUUCAAAUACCAGCUGCUGAUUGUUUGAAUAGAGGAAUUAAUCUACAAAUCAUCCAUGUGGGAUACUAACAGUGGCCGUUCUAUGGGAACUGCCACCAAAGGAAGGUUGGAAUUUCCGCCACUGGCUCUGGGGAUACUUCAUUUUAGUAGCAGGAAGCUUCGAUUUUGAAAAAAAAAGAAUUAAAUACUGUAGUCCAUACCAUUUGCCCAAAAUUGUAUAAGAUGUAAUUUGGUUCACGAUACAAGCAUUUAAACUUGUGCUGACGAUGCAGUUACGUACACGGUAUGCACAUUUUUACACAUUUGUAAUUCGUGAAGGAGUAAAAUUUUAGUUGCAUGUAACCAACGAGACGGACAAU
Messenger RNA from Petromyzon marinus (sea lamprey), 3072 nucleotides. It is a transcript of the gene DPP7, whose product is annotated as dipeptidyl peptidase 7. Gene Ontology annotation, molecular function: dipeptidyl-peptidase activity; serine-type exopeptidase activity. The record is from RefSeq and is a predicted model, not a curated record. Gene Ontology annotation, biological process: proteolysis. Gene Ontology annotation, cellular component: vesicle. Lineage: Eukaryota; Metazoa; Chordata; Hyperoartia; Petromyzontiformes; Petromyzontidae.